This is a messenger RNA of Ipomoea triloba (trilobed morning glory), 2970 nucleotides long. RefSeq names its product probable protein S-acyltransferase 19. Gene Ontology annotation, biological process: peptidyl-L-cysteine S-palmitoylation; protein targeting to membrane. The transcript has 9 exons. Gene Ontology annotation, cellular component: Golgi apparatus; endoplasmic reticulum. Gene Ontology annotation, molecular function: protein-cysteine S-palmitoyltransferase activity. Bases 500 to 2731 code for a protein of 743 amino acids. NCBI's taxonomy places the organism in Eukaryota, Viridiplantae, Streptophyta, Magnoliopsida, Solanales, Convolvulaceae. The record is from RefSeq and is a predicted model, not a curated record.
GACAAACAGCUAAUGUCUACGAAUAGUCAAUUUCUUUUACUAAAUAUCCGAUUCUUCAUUCAACCUCUGUGUCGCGGUCUUUUGUCUCUUUGCCCUUUGUUUGCUUCUUCUUUCUUCAUUCAAUUCUCCCGUUUCCCUCUGGCCUUUUCGCUCUUAAGGUGGAGUAAUCUCUCUGACGCAGGGGCCUUCUGCAGGAUUAAUUGGAAGCCUCUCAUUCUUCUUGUCAUUUUCUCCUCCACUAAUUUCAGUUUCACUGUAAAAGACUCCUUUUUUUUUUUUUUCUUCUACUUAACCAUUUUUCGUUCUCUGAAAUUCGAUCUUCUAUUUCACCAUGAUGAACUGAGAAACAGAGGAUAAAGGGGGAAAGGGGCUUUAAUUUCCAACCGUGUGGGGCCAUCUCUCUCUUUUUUUUUUUUCCCUCUCUCUCUCAGAGACAGGGAGAGAGACAAACGGCGUUGAUGUGACUUAGGUUGCUUAGAGCUGCCGGAAGUGGGAAGGAAUGGUGAGGAAACAUGGAUGGCAGCUGCCGGCACACACCUUUCAGGUUGUUGCUAUAACUGUCUUCUGCUUAUUAGUGGUUGCAUUUUACACUUUCUUUGCUCCUUUCCUCGGUGGACGAAUUUGGGAGUAUGCUUUGAUUGGAGCUUAUUCACCUGUGGCACUCCUUGUUUUUGUUCUUUAUGUUCGCUGUACUGCAAUUAACCCUGCCGAUCCCGGUAUAAUGUCAAAGUUUGAUUCUGAUAUAUUGAGUAAUACCAGCCCGAAACAUGGAUUAUCUUCAAAAGGCCUUUCUGGAAGGUUUGAUGAACCUGGUACUGGUGCACAGUCUUCUCCAUCGUCAGUUUUACGAAGUCCCGUUUCCGCAUCCAACUCUGGUAAGAGGAGUCAACUAGAAGCCGAGAGAACAGAUGGUCAAGUGAUUUCGUCUAGAAGAAAGUCGUGUUGUUCUAAGAUUGGAGGAAUACUCUGUGUGCCGUUUGUACACCGGGAUUGUCGGAGAGAGGAUAGUGCGUCUCAGCAGGAAGGUGCGGCUGAAGACGCUUUGUUCUGCACGUUGUGCAAUGCUGAGGUAUGCAAGUUUAGUAAACAUUGUAGAAGUUGUGACAAAUGUGUGGAUGGAUUUGAUCACCAUUGCGGGUGGCUCAAUAAUUGUAUCGGACGAAAAAACUACGUUACCUUUAUAUCCUUUAUGGCCACCAGUCUUGUCUGGCUUGCUAUUGAAGCUGCAGUAGGGAUUGCUGUUUUCGUGCGGUGUUUUGUGAAUAAGAGGAAGAUUGAGGCUGAAAUAGUUGAUAGACUAGGGAAUGGUUUCUCUCGGGCCCCGUUUGCAUCUGUCGUGGCUUUUUGCACAGUGCUUUCGUUAUUGGCUUGCGUGCCGUUGGGCGAACUUUUCUUUUUCCACAUGAUACUGAUUAGAAAGGGUCUUACGACUUAUGAGUACGUUGUUGCGAUGAGGGCAAUGAGUGAUGCUGGAGCGGGAGAAUCUGUAGAUGAGGAACCGGGAGUCAUUCAAUACUCUCCAUCAGGGUCCGCUACAACUGGAAUCAGCGGGGGAAGUUCUCUAGGCUUGCAGUAUAAAGGAGCGUGGUGCACCCCUCCUCGGGUGUUUGUUGACUAUCAGGAAGAAGUUGCGCCUCAACUGGAACCAGGAAUGGUUCCAUCGACAGUUGAUCCGGAUGCUAUUGGCUCGGGGGAAAAGGGUAGCAAGGCACCUAAACGAGCUGUUAAAAUCCGUGCGUGGAAGCUGGCUAGAUUAGAUUCCGGUGAAGCUAUGAAAGCAGCAGCUAAAGCUCGAGAAUCUUCAUCUGUCCUACGUCCUAUCGAUAACCAUCACUCGGUGGAUCCUGAUUUGAGCACCAGCGAGAAUACGAGUGUGAGGAGCAGUAUGAGCGCAGAUACCAUUGGAAAUAAAGAAACGAGAAAUGAACUGCGAAUUUCUCCUUUGUGUGCCCCGAGUCAAGGCAGCAGGGACGAGUAUGAAACCGGGACUCAAAGUAUGAGUAGCUUUAGCAGUCCUAGCCACGUUCACGGGCCAGUCACCUUAAGCGCGAUUCCACCCACUCAAGGUUUGCCCCGACCUGAUGCAACGACUUCAGUACUUCGCCUUCUGUCAGAGCAGGCGAACGCUCCUGGAACUGCAUCGUCUAAUAGGAACUCCGUGUUAUCUUACACCUCUUCAGAAUUCGACGAAAAGAUCCUGCAGAAAAACAGCGCCACCGAUCCAUUACUGCUCUCUGCUGCCGCUCCAGCAACUUCUCUCCUCAGAGACAUCAAACGAACGUCUGUUGUGUGGGACCAAGAAGCCGGGAGGUACGUCUCGGUUCCGUUAUCAGCUGCAGAAGCUCGCAACAGACCGGCUCUGCGAGGAGGGAUCUCGAAUCUGAAUGCAGGAUCGUCCAGCAACGACAAGCGACCUACGCCUCUGCCUCGAGAACCCUCCAAGCCUGCAGCACAGCAUCCGGUUCAGCAGUCAGAGAAGCUAACAUACACAGGGGAGUCCAUCUUUUUUGGCGGUCCACUUUUUCGCGGUCCUGACAGAGGUUCUGGUUCGAGAAAUGGACAAGAGAGGCUACUGACAAACGUAGCUCGGGAAUCUAGAUUUAAGCGAGAUGCUGUGUUGCACCAGCUCCCCGUUUUUCUUCCUGGAGAUCAUCUAGAGCGGUGCAACCCCGUUUAUCUUCCUGGAGAUCAUCUAGAGCCAAAUGUUUCGUCGAGAUCAGGCCUCAGGUAAUUCUCGUAUUUGAUCAUCCAGGCAGCAAGCAUAAAGAAGCUAGAGAUCAUUAAUUUGCCACAGAGAGACCUGGUUCCUGGCUUCCAGGAGUUUCUUCUUCCAUUGAUUUGCUAACCUGUAACACGCUUGUAAAUCGUAGCUGAUGACAAGAUGAACGUUGAGAAUCUGAGAUCAUUCACUGAACCAUUUUUCUCUGUGAUUUGGCUUUAUUUAUCAGUAACAUAUCCACAUGUGCCAUA